GGAGUAACAUGCUUGGAAUUACUUGCUAGCGUUGAUUACCUGCACCUUAGCACAAGAGCUCCAGCUUGAUUCUUUUCAGUGCUUCUGACAGAACAUGGGGGAAAACGAUGAUGAAAAAUACAGUCAAGCUGGCCAGAUAUUUGAAAACUUUGUCCAAGCAACAACAUGCAAAGGUACCAUUCAGGCCUUUAAUAUUCUCACACGCCAACUUGAAUUAGAUCCUUUGGACUGUAAGAACUUUUACAGUAAACUGAAGUCAAGAGUAACCACGUGGAAGGCCAAAGCUUUGUGGAACAAGCUUGAUAAAAGAGCAAGUCACAAAGAGUACAAACGUGGAAAAUGUUGUAUGAACACUAAGUGUUUAAUUAUUGGAGGUGGCCCAUGUGGCUUGCGGACUGCCAUAGAACUUGCCUUCCUGGGAGCCAAAGUUGUUGUUGUGGAGAAGCGGGACACUUUUUCAAGAAACAAUGUGUUGCAUCUCUGGCCGUUUACAAUCCAUGACCUCCGGGGACUAGGAGCAAAGAAGUUUUACGGGAAAUUCUGUGCAGGAUCCAUUGAUCACAUCAGUAUUCGACAACUUCAACUUAUCCUCUUCAAAGUUGCACUUAUGCUAGGAGUUGAAAUCCAUGUGAAUCUAGAAUUUGUGAAAGUCCUAGAACCACCUGAAGAUCAGGAAAAUCAAAAGAUAGGUUGGAGGGCUGAGUUUCUUCCCGUGGAUCACCCUUUGUCAGAGUAUGAAUUUGAUGUUAUUAUUGGUGCAGAUGGCCGCAGAAACACAUUAGAAGGUUUUAGGAGAAAGGAGUUUCGUGGAAAGCUAGCUAUAGCUAUCACUGCCAAUUUUAUAAACAGAAAUACAACUGCAGAAGCCAAAGUAGAAGAAAUUAGUGGUGUUGCUUUCAUCUUCAAUCAGAAGUUCUUCCAAGACCUUAAAGAGGAAACAGGAAUUGACUUGGAGAAUAUUGUUUACUACAAAGAUAGCACACAUUAUUUUGUGAUGACGGCAAAAAAACAGAGUCUUCUGGACAAAGGAGUGAUUAUAAAUGACUAUAUUGAUACUGAGUUACUCCUCUGCGGGGAGAAUGUGAACCAGAGCAAUUUGCUGUCCUAUGCUAGAGAAGCUGCUGACUUUGCAACCAACUAUCAGCUGCCUUCCUUGGAUUUUGCAAUUAAUCACUAUGGGCAACCAGAUGUAGCAAUGUUUGACUUUACAUCUAUGUAUGCAUCUGAGAAUGCUGCACUGGUGAGAGAAAGGCACAGACAUCAGCUCCUGGUUGCACUUGUUGGAGACAGUUUACUCGAGCCUUUCUGGCCAAUGGGUACUGGCUGUGCAAGAGGCUUCUUAGCUGCUUUUGAUACCGCUUGGAUGGUGCGGAGCUGGGCUCAAGGAAAACCCCCACUAGAAAUCCUUGCUGAACGGGAGAGUAUUUAUCGACUCUUGCCUCAGACUACCCCUGAAAAUAUUAACAAGAACUUUGACCAGUAUACCAUUGAUCCAGGAACGAGGUACCCAAACUUGAACUCAAGCUGUGUUCGACCUCACCAGGUGAAACAAUUAUACGUUACCAAUGAGUUACAGCAAUGUUCUCUUGAAAGAGCAAGCUCCAUUAGAAGAUCAGUGAAUCUCUCAAGACGUGAGUCAGACAUUCGACCUAACAAACUCUUGACCUGGUGUCAGAAACAGACAGAAGGGUACCGUAAUGUUAACAUCACAGACCUGACUACUUCUUGGAAAAGUGGCCUUGCACUGUGUGCAAUUAUCCAUCGCUUCAGGCCUGACCUCAUGUAA
Molecule: messenger RNA, 1786 nt
Organism: Meleagris gallopavo (turkey)
Lineage: Eukaryota; Metazoa; Chordata; Aves; Galliformes; Phasianidae
Source: RefSeq, a predicted model, not a curated record